Molecule: messenger RNA, 2429 nt
Organism: Cutaneotrichosporon oleaginosum
Lineage: Eukaryota; Fungi; Basidiomycota; Tremellomycetes; Trichosporonales; Trichosporonaceae
Biological process (GO): regulation of transcription by RNA polymerase II
Molecular function (GO): DNA-binding transcription factor activity, RNA polymerase II-specific; RNA polymerase II cis-regulatory region sequence-specific DNA binding
Source: RefSeq, a predicted model, not a curated record
AUGGCUCUCACCCCCAAUAUCGGUCUGGGCGUGGGCAUUGGACUGCCCCCCACUCCCAUGUCAGCGACACUUCAGCCAGCUCUGAUGGGACGGUCGCCAGUCGGCCCUCCUUCAAUGAUCAUGCCAAAUCAGGGGUAUCCUCCAACCAUGGGCAAAUCUCCACAUGAUCGUCGCAACGUCCCCCGUCCAAGCCCUUAUCAUCUUCAGAGCUCUCGAUCCACCUCGCUCUCUCUCAAAUCGGAAGAUGAGGACUUUAUGCUGUACGCCGCUCCCGGUCAACCAAGUUAUCCCUCACCGUGGCCCGGCGGAAUGAUUGGCGACAUGAAUCAGAUGACCUUGGAGCAACAUCGCCGCCUCGAUUUUCUGGAGCAAGAUCUAGACCUCGGUGGUCCCGCAGCAGAGCGCGAAACCGCCAUCCGGGCAGACCUUGCAAACAAGGCAGAGCAGGUCCGAGCUCUGAGCCCGUGCCAGCAUGUCAACGGGUUUACUGUUCCUCGUCAAGGGCUGUAUCACUCCUACACCAUGUCGUGUAACGACUUUGGUCUGCGGCCCAUCAAUUCGGCAUCGUUCGGGAAGGUUGUGCGCUCGACGUUCCUGGGAAUACGAACCCGUCGUCUGGGGGUUCGCGGUAACAGCAAGUACCACUAUGUCUCACUGCGGCCCGCCAUCUCGACCGAGGCCCACCGUCUCAACGCAUACGGCGACUCGAGCGGUCAGCUGCAUAUUGCGCCUCAAGACGGCGAUUUCAGCAUGGAAGACCACGGUGGGGACAUCAUGACAGAGGAUGACACGGAGGAGGAAGAGGACGACGACCUGGCGGAACUAUCCGAAGGCAUGACGUACUCCGCCCACCCCUUUCCUCAUGUCCAACCGAGUGGCCCGGGGGGUCGCUCUCGGUCUGGCUCACAGGAUGAGCAUCUCGUAAUCCGCUCGGCGCGCCCUGCCCACAUGCCACACUAUGUCACACCCACCGUGUCGGGUGUUUCAUCGGGGGCAUCCACCGCCGUCCGCCUCUCGUCACCAGGCGCCCCUCGACCAGCGCCUCCCUUUCCUGCCCUCUCUGCUGGCGUCGACUCCGCAACCGCCGCGUUUUGGCAGUCAUUUUGUGCUGCCCAGGAGCAGCUGGGACGGUUUGUGACGGAGCUCGACCUUGACUCCUUCCAACAGAACUACCGCAAUUUCUGGGAGUCACAAUCGCCCGAAACGCUCCAGUUAUGUUCUCAGCCGCCUCUCGCAUCUAUGCUCGUGGAUGGGAUGGCAAUGUCGUAUGACCACAUUAUUCUGUCACUUGUGGACAAGAUUCUUGCCCCGAUUCCGCCCAACGCCCAUGCCGCCCUCGGAAUGAUGGCUGUAAAUUUUGACAAAAUGACCGCCGACAUUCUUGGGGGCCUAGCGACGGAAGUGUCGCGCCCAAUUAUUGAGCUGAGCAGCCAAGUUGGCCAGCUGUUUGCUCGCUUCCUUGACCUCCAUCAAAUCACCACAGCCAUUGGUCCUAUCCUGGCCGAGCCUGAGCAGCUGUCAAACAUGCGCAACUCGUGGCGGAUGCUGGAUACCAAUUUCGUCAUUCGCCAGUGCAUGAUGGCAUGCGACUGCUCUGAGGAGCUGCUCGAGCCCGCUCUUGCAGCUUUUGGCAAUUGGCUUCAUGAAGUGGGCGCUAACAUGGCUGCGUACCCAGUGGAGCAGCUCGCCAUGUGUGUUGAUGGGGCGGUGGGGCAAGCUGAAGGUCUCUUGAUGGGAUCCAACAUCCGCGCCAUUAUUCCCAAGGCGUCCUACCUCACCUCCCAGGUGAUGCGUCUGCUGACGCUCCGUUCAGAUGUAUCCUUUGGCUGGUUUCAGCUGAUCAAGACGUGGAUCGACGACUACGUGACGAUUUCGUGUAUGCGGCGGGCCGCAUUCGCUCGUCCUAGUCCCAACCUCCUCGGUUCCGGCACCUUACAGCCCAAAGACCUUCAGAGUCAUCACAAUCCGCCUCUGGCAAUCGACACAGCUUCGGCGACAUACAGCACAGUCGCCCUUGAUCAGAGCGCCAUCACCCCGCGCCCAGCCUUUACUGCUUCUGGCGCGGCGACCCAGGCUACCGGACCUGGAGUCGGAGGCAUCGCCGGCACCUCGAUCACGGGCAUGGCGGGGGCUGCAGGCGGCCCCUCGACCUUUAUGUGAACAUACACGGAUUGACCCCCUACCCUGCCCCUUGUCCCAGUCUCUGCAAGCAUAGUAAUUGUUGGGGCCGAUCCGAAGCAAAACGGCGCGGAGCAGCCAAGCCCUCCAGUCGGUGUAUCGAUAUCCUCUCCCAUUUUCGUAUCCGGGGCACCGCCAGCGCUGCGCGCGUGGGUAACCCGGCCUUUGGCGCAGUCUAGUUAACGACCCAUGACGGCCAUGUCACGUAGCGCGGGCCACCGCAUCUGUAUAAUUCAAAAUGUAUAUUGUGC